Messenger RNA from Scophthalmus maximus (turbot), 3513 nucleotides. RefSeq names its product pantothenate kinase 4 (inactive) (gene pank4). Gene Ontology annotation, biological process: coenzyme A biosynthetic process. Gene Ontology annotation, molecular function: pantothenate kinase activity; ATP binding. NCBI's taxonomy places the organism in Eukaryota, Metazoa, Chordata, Actinopteri, Pleuronectiformes, Scophthalmidae. The transcript has 20 exons. The coding region runs from base 60 to 2420 and encodes 786 amino acids. Gene Ontology annotation, cellular component: cytosol; nucleus. The record is from RefSeq and is a predicted model, not a curated record.
GCGGGGAGGGGGGGUGUUACGCACGCACGCACGCAGGCAGCGUCACUCCGUUGCCGACCAUGGCGGAAUGUGGUCGCGCUGACAGCAGCUCGACAACGCACACGAUGGACAAGAGCAUCACGCUGCCGCCGGACGAGAUCUUCCGCAACCUGGAGAACGCCAAGCGCUUCGCGAUAGACAUAGGUGGGUCUCUAACUAAACUCGCCUACUACUCAACUGUGCAGCACAAAGUGGCCAAAGUCAGAUCCUUCGAGCAGAAUGCAGAGGCUGCCGGCGACAAGCUGUACGAGAUCUCUGAGCAGGAGGAGGUGACCGCGCGUCUGCACUUCAUCAAGUUCGAGAACGCGUACAUCGAAACGUGCCUGGACUUCAUCAGAGACCACCUGGUCAACACGGGCACCAAAGUCAUCAAGGCCACCGGCGGAGGAGCGCACAAGUUCAAGGAGCUCAUCGAGAGGAAGCUCGGACUCAAAGUGGACAAAGAGGACGAGAUGACCUGUCUCAUCAGGGGCUGUAACUUCGUGCUGAGGAACAUUCCCCACGAGGCGUUCGUGUACGCCAAGCACGCCGACUCGGAGUUCCGCUUCCAGACCACGCAUCCCGACAUCUUCCCGUACCUGCUCGUCAACAUCGGCUCCGGCGUCUCCAUCGUCAAGGUGGAGUCAGAGGACAAGUUUGAGCGAAUCGGAGGAAGCUCGAUAGGCGGAGGGACGUUCUGGGGCCUCGGAGCUUUGCUCACCAAAACAAAGAGAUUUGACGAGUUGCUCCAGUUGGCCUCGAAGGGUCAACACGCGAGCGUGGACAUGCUGGUCAGAGACAUCUACGGAGGAUCGUACGGCUCUCUGGGUCUGACCGGAGAUCUCAUCGCCAGCAGCUUCGGGAAAUCUGCCACCGCCGACAAAGGGUUUUCUAAAGAGGACAUGGCCAAGAGUUUGCUCCACAUGAUCAGCAACGACAUCGGGCAGCUGGCCUGUCUGUACGCCAAGCUCCACAACCUGUCCCGAGUUUACUUCGGAGGCUUCUUCAUCCGAGGUCACCCGGUCACCAUGCACACCAUCACCUACAGCAUCAACUUCUUCACCAAGGGGGAAGUUCAGGCCUUGUUCCUGAGACAUGAAGGAUACCUCGGAGCCAUCGGAGCGUUUCUUAAAGGAGCAGAGGAAGAUAAUCCAAACCAGUACAGUUGGGGGGAGAAUUAUGCCGGAAGCUCCGGCCUGAUGAGCGUUUCUCCAGAAAUGAAUCCGAUGCAGCGAGCUCGCAGUGGAACGUUUGCUUUUGACAUGUUGGAGAUGGAUCGUCUGGAGCGGCAGCUGGUGAAUCUGCCUCUGCUGCAGGACCCGUCCUCCUACAUCCCCGACACCAUGGACCUGACGGAGGACGCGCUGGCCCGCGAGUACUGGCUCUCCUGCUUCGAGGAGGCGCUGGACGGGGUGGUGAAGCGAGCCGUGGCGAGCCAGCCCGACAUUCCCGAGGCCAUCGAGCGAUCCGAGAAGUUCCGUCAGAAAUACAGACACAAGCUUCAGACCCUUCGCCAGCAGCCAUUUGCGUACGGAUCCCUCACUGUCAGAAGUCUGUUAGACACCAGGGAACACUGUUUAAACGAGUUCAACUUCCCUGACCCCUACUCCAAGAUCAAACAGAGGGAGAACGACAUGGCCCUCAGGUAUUACCAGAAGGCCGUGAAGUCCCUGGAGCAGCUGAGCUGGGAGCAGAGGCAGUUCGCCCUGGUGCGGGGCGUCCUGGCCGGGAACGUGUUCGACUGGGGAGCCAAGGCCGUGUCGGACGUCCUGGAAUCUGAUCCAGAGUUCGGCUUUGAUGAGGCGAAGCGACAGCUGGAAGAGCGACCGUGGCUCGUUGAUUCCUACGACCAGUGGCUGCAGAGACUAAAGGGUCCUCCUCACAAGUGUGCCUUGUUUUUCGUAGAUAACAGCGGAGUGGACAUCAUCCUCGGGGUGAUGCCGUUUGUCCGAGAGCUUCUCUCUCGGGGAACAGAGGUGGUGUUGGCCAGUAACUCUGGUCCGGCGCUAAACGACGUAACCAACGGAGAACUACAAAUACUGACAGAGAGAAUCGCUGCGAUGGAUCCGGUGAUUCAGGCCGGUCUGAGGGACGACAGGUUGACGCUGGUCCAGAGCGGCUCCAGUUCUCCUUGUCUUGAUCUGAGCCGUCUGGACAAAGUUCUGGCGAUGGUGGUGCGCGAGCGUCAGACGGACCUGGUGAUCAUCGAGGGGAUGGGCCGAGCGCUUCACACCAACUACUACGCCCGGCUGAGCUGCGAGAGCCUCAAGACGGCCGUCAUCAAGAACUCGUGGCUCGCCGAGCGGCUCGGAGGGAAACUGUUCAGCGUCGUCUUCAAGUACGAGGUGCCGCCCGGGAAACCGAGUCAGGAGGACUCCUCGGCGCCGUCGACGCCCUCGUGAGCCGGACGGCGCUCUGCGCUUUCAGCAGGACACGACGACGACGCGACUUGGAGGUCGAGCGACCGGCGGCGACCAGCCGGAGCUAUGAAUGUAUGGACGCCGGUCUUGUGCUGGACGGUUUUUAAAAAGACGAUCGUUCACAGGGAGGUUUUUACAUUUUUGUUGAUUUUAGUGCAGGUUUCAUUUCAUAAAAAGAAUCAUUGUUGCUUUCUGUACAAUCACUUAGUUCCUGUGUGUGUGUGUGUGUGUGUGUGUGUGUGUGAGAGAGUGAGUGCGAGCGAGCGAGCUUUUAGCGGCAACACAUUUUUCAUAAAGUCUAAUUAACGUGCCUUGAGUUUGAUGCGAUAAAAGCGUCAUUUACUGCUUUGAAUUCCCGUUGAGCUGCACAACGAUUCACACGUCUGCUUGAGUUUUCCCACCAGCCGUCGACGAGGAAACAUCCACAGAUUCCAGACGGAUUUAUCUCCGUCACUCCCCGGGGGGAAACGUGGUUCAGUGGGAGAAGCUGCACUUUAUUUAUCACUGUUAGAUUCAAGAGGCGUGUUCCUCGUGUUCCUCCACCAGGGGGCGGUGUUCUACUGUGUUGUAACACAUUUCCCAAAUCGUUCCUACAAUGUGUAAAUCAGAUGCUGCGUAUUUCAGGUUCAAUAUAAUAUAUUAACUGUCUCAGAUCAGAGUCGUCGCCGAGCUGCAUCAGGCUAAACGCACAGUAAUUAUUCAUGUACAGUUACACACGUUAACAUGUACAGUUACUGACUAAUUAACAUGUACAGUAACACACUUUCAACCCAUCAUGAGGCAAUAAAUCCUGUCACUCGGCCUGAGGCCGAAGAGGCAGAUUUAAAAAAAAAAAAAUCUGAAAUCGUGGAUUAGAUUUGAAAAGUCUUGAUUUGGUGUGAAAACAUUUUCAGUUUGCUCGACAUGUGGAUUCACAUUGCAAUACUGUAGUUAACUGUACAUAUAUAUGUGACAUAUACAUGCAUACUUGUACAUAAAUAUGUAUGUAUAUAAAUAUAUAUAAAUAAUCCAUUUGCAUCACUUCACCAAGCACAAUUUUAUGGACAAUCAGUUUUAAUUAAACGGUUAAAACCUG